Molecule: messenger RNA, 874 nt
Organism: Agelaius phoeniceus (red-winged blackbird)
Lineage: Eukaryota; Metazoa; Chordata; Aves; Passeriformes; Icteridae
Gene: DNAAF6
Product: dynein axonemal assembly factor 6
Biological process (GO): axonemal dynein complex assembly; flagellated sperm motility
Cellular component (GO): cytoplasm
Molecular function (GO): dynein intermediate chain binding; protein-folding chaperone binding
Source: RefSeq, a predicted model, not a curated record
GGACAGGGCACACCGGGACCCGAGGGAGAAGCGGGAGCUCCCUCAGGGGAUGUUUAGGUGAGCAGUGGCUAUGGAUUUGGACAGCAUGUUCUCGGGCUCUUCUCUGCAGAGCCUCGCCAAACUGCUGCGUGAUGCUCCAGAGGAGGAUGAUGAUGGUGAUGAUGAUGAUGUGCCACGCUGUUCUCUUGGUGCCAUGACUCCUGGGAGUGUUGGACCAGUCAAGAAGGAGACCACCAGUACUUCUCAAGUGAAAUCUGAAAACAAGAAAACCAUUUGGAAUACAGAGGAGGUCCCAGAAGGAUCUGAAUUUGAUGAUACAUGGGACCCUAGAGAAAAGCCAGAGUAUGAGAUUUCCUUCAAGCAGCACGUGGGAACAGAGGAUGUCUUCUUUGGGAUGACUGGGAAAGACCCCUCCACUGCCUGCUGUGAAGAUAUAGUGAUUAAAAUCAAGCUGCCAGAGACAAAGUACUCAGACAUCGCAUUAGACAUCCAGGACAAGGUUCUUGACCUUCGAACUCCCAAAAACAAGCUGCUGCUGCACCUCCCCUACCCUGUGAACAGCAAGGAGGGCAGAGCUCGUUUUCUCUCUGAGGAGGAGAUCUUGGAAGUCACCUUGAGACUAUCAAGGAAGUUGGAUUUCAUCAAUUUUUCUGAUGGGUAGAAAGAUACAGAAAGUUUGCAAAAACUAAAUGUUCUAGUUUGAAGGCUUUUGGAAACCCAACUUGUUCUGAAAUAGUAAAUGGCUUCCCUUGAGCAGUCCAGGGGAAAGUCUCUGGAGAAAUGAGUCAGGAGGAGCACAGCACCCACAGGUUCUAGCAGCUGAUGCUGUCUGACCCUUCAACUGCUCUGGUUCACUUUCUGCUUCCUGCAGUCU